Molecule: messenger RNA, 698 nt
Organism: Zea mays
Lineage: Eukaryota; Viridiplantae; Streptophyta; Magnoliopsida; Poales; Poaceae
Product: Retrovirus-related Pol polyprotein LINE-1
Exons: 4
Coding region: 115-423 (102 amino acids)
Source: RefSeq, a predicted model, not a curated record
CAAGAGUAUUUUGGGGAAUGGGAAUAUAUAGGGAUCCAAAUAAUCAAAUUUGCCCUCCCUCACCAAGUCGAGGACCCCCUCCGAAUCCGAGGGUUCAAGCGACCGACGGCGAACAUGGCGGCGGACGGCGGCCCAGCGACGUCGGCGCUGGAAGAGGCCCUCAAGCCCUUCCAGGAAAGAGCCUCCGAGGCUGAGAUACGCAUAGCGAAGCUGGAAGCCUUGCUGUACAACAAAGAUGGUCCGAGCGGUGGAUCCGAGGCAACUUCCUCUGCCGUGAAGGAUCUCCAGUCGAAGCUAGAUGUGGUUACUGCAGAAUGCUUGACUGAAAAGGAGAAGAACAAGAAGCUGACCAUGGAGAACGAGAAGCUCCAGUACCGCAUGACCCAUCUGAUUCGUGCGAUAAAAGAGGCGGAAUCGAGAUAGGAGCAGCCCGGCGAGGCCGAUUCAAAGCCUGAUGUCGAAGUGUUCCCCACCCGCCUUGCUGAUCCUACACGCUGUUCCUGCAUCUACCUCAAGUUAUCAUUGUGAUCUUGAGAUAGAGCUUGGUCACAAGUCAAGACUGUAUUAUCAAACUGUCGAUUGAAAAUGAUGAUGUGUGCACAGCUUUCUGUCUUCACCUGACCCCAUCUCGAAGGGCACAUUGGAACACAAAAUGUUAUCUGAAAUGACAGUUCAUAUUUUGAAACAUUUCGCCCCCA